This is a messenger RNA of Verticillium dahliae VdLs.17, 1684 nucleotides long. RefSeq names its product cytochrome P450 2C3. The transcript has 4 exons. Lineage: Eukaryota; Fungi; Ascomycota; Sordariomycetes; Glomerellales; Plectosphaerellaceae. Bases 65 to 1684 code for a protein of 539 amino acids. Gene Ontology annotation, molecular function: oxidoreductase activity, acting on paired donors, with incorporation or reduction of molecular oxygen; heme binding; iron ion binding. The record is from RefSeq and is a predicted model, not a curated record.
UCUCUUCCUCCUUGAAGAGCAGCACCUUUCCUGUUUCUCGCGAUAGUUGAAUGAUACUAAAGUCAUGGUGGGCCUAGUACUGGUCGUGGCAGGCGUUCUAUGCCUUGGCCUCUACCAGCUAUACGUCUCGAUCACCACCAAGAAAAAGCUCCCGGAUGGCGCAAAGCCCCUUCCCGGGCCGAUGAACUUACCGUUCAUCGGCCGCGUCCAUGAUGUCCCAGGCGAAGGUAGCUGGCUCAAGUUUCACGAAUGGGGCCAAAAGUACGGCCCCAUCUACACAAUGGACAUGUUCGGCUCAACCCACAUCUGGAUCUCCUCCGAGUCGGUCGCCACAGAUCUCCUCGCCCGCCGCAGCACAAUCUACUCGGACCGCCCCGUCAUCCCGAACCUGCCCGACAACCGCUACAGCGGCAACUACCUCGCCCUCGCCGGCCGCAACGACACGUGGAAGCGCCAGCGCAAGCUCGCCCACGGCCUGAUGUCCGUCUCGGCGGCCCAAGACCUGCACGCCUACCCAACGCGCGAGCGCGACCGUCUGCUAUGGCUCAUGGCGACGCAGCCCGCCGAGUACAGGGAGUGGAUCGAGCAGUUCACGUCGCGGACCGUGGCGAGGCUGUCGUGGGGCAGCGCGGCGCCGGCCGACACGCUGCGCGUCACGACACAGGGGUUGCUCGAGACUAUCAGCCCCGCCGGUGCGCUGCCGAAUGUAGUCUCCUUCCUUGCCGGCCUGCCGAGGUGGGCUUCACCCUGGAAGCGGAGGGAGGCGGCACGACACGCCGUCGAAGAAAAGCUGUUCACGCGGUGCGUUGCUUCAGUGCGGGAGGGCAUGGAGGGCGGCGGGGCGCGGCCGAGCUUUGUGCAGACCUUCCUGUCCGAUCGAAGCCCCGGCGGGAAGUAUGCUGAUGUAGAGGUGUGGGAUGCCAUGUACACUGUCGGCCAGAUGGCUAUCGCUGGGGCUCUUACGAUUGGGAGCCCCAUUCAGACUUUCUUGUUGGCAAUGCUGCACUUCCCCGAGCUACCCAUGGUAAGAGCUGUGGUCAAAGAGGUGCUGCGGUGGAGGCCACCCGUGCCAACGGGCAUUCCUCACGCGGUGGAAAAGGAUGAUGUGUACGAAGGGUACUUCAUCCCCAAGGGCGCAACCAUCCAUGCCCUCGAGUGGUCCAUCACUCGCGAUCCCGUCACGUAUCCCGACCCUGAAAUUUUCAAUCCCGCCCGCUGGCUGGAGGAAUCCUACCCGACGUACAGAGCACCACUCACCACAUACCCUAAUCUCGCAAACUACAGUCAGUUUGGCUUCGGUAGGCGGACCUGCCAAGGCGUCUCCAUUGUGGAGCAGGACUUGUUCCUGACAAUGGGCGGGUUGGCGUGGGCAAUGGAUAUAACUCCAAAGAGGCGGCCCGAUGGCAGUGCUGUGCCAGUCCACUGGAACGACUUCACGCCACUCCUGAUUGCGAAGCCCGCCGCAUUUGAGUUUGAUGUCAAAAUCCGGAAGGGAAGAGAGACUGUUUUGCGGCAAAUGCAUGAAGAGGCAGCGAGCGGGGAUGAUUUGGAGGAACAAGCGUUCAAUGGGCAGGCCACUAAGGAGGGUAUGUUCGCGAAGGAGGCCAGUGGUCUGUCUGAGGUCGAGGGCCAGUAUCACGACUUUGAGAAGGGUGAUGCUCACAUGCAACACACACAGUGCUGA